Messenger RNA from Linum trigynum, 2566 nucleotides. The record is from the annotation of a GenBank genome assembly. NCBI's taxonomy places the organism in Eukaryota, Viridiplantae, Streptophyta, Magnoliopsida, Malpighiales, Linaceae.
GCCCCAUGGAAGGAUGGUCUUAAUCCCAUGUUCUAUCAACAAUGUUGGAGUAUAGUCAAAGGGGAAGUAGUGGACUCAAGCCACUGAUGCCACAAUUGGUGCACGAGACACAUACAAGCUUUGUGCCAGGGAGACUUAUUACUGAUAAUAUUUGCAUUUUGCAGGAAGUGGUGCACUCAAUGCGAGCAAAAAAGGGUAAGGUGGGUUGGAUGACUCUAAAGAUUGAAUUGGACAAAGCCUAUGACCGCAUUAAGUGGAGCUUCGUUCGGGAUACACUAGAGGUUGUGGGCCCCCCUCAAAGCUUCAUUGAAAUUACUAUGAGUUGCAUCUUUACGGCUAGCAUGCAGAUACAGUGGAAUGGAGGACUGACUGAGCCUUUCACACCGUCGUGUGGUCUCCGCUAGGGUUGUCCCGUUUCCCCAUACAUUUCACCCUCUUUAUGGAAAGGCUGGGACACCUCAUCUCGACGAUGGUGAACAGAGGGGAGUGGACGCCGAUUAAGCUUCCUCACAAUGGGCGGUUGCUCUCGCACUCUUUCUUUGCGGACGACUUGAUCCUCUUUGAAGUGGCUUUAAUGGAGCAAGUCCAGGUUAUCUCAGGGUGUUUGGAAGAAUUUGGUGUGGCUUCUGGGCAGCAGGUUAGCCGUCCCAAGUCGAGAAUCUUCUUUUCCAAGAAUGUGAGUACCUCAGACAGUGCAAAUAUGAGUAAUACACUUGGCAUCCCGGCUACAAGCAACUUGGUUUGCAGUUGGGGGUGCCAGUGAUACACGACCGCGUAUCGAAGGCUACGUUUACAAAACUUAUUGAUAAAAUUGAUGCGAGACUGGCUGGCUGGAAGGUGAAACCACUAUCCCUUGAGGGGCGGAUUACUCUUGUGCAAUCAUUCUUGACAUCGCUGUUGGUUAACACCAUGCAAACCUUUUUAUUAACGGUCACAGUUAGGGAGUACAUUGAUACGAAGAUCAGGAAACUUCUUUGGGUGAGUUCGGAACAGGGCAGAAAGGUUCACUUACUUGAUUGGGAUACAGUUUGCAGGUCCAAGGAGGAGGGAGGUAUGUGGUUGCGAACUGCCACAAAUAUGAAUGGGGCGUUUAUGCUGAAGAUUGCUUGGCGAAUUCUCUUAGAACAAGAUAGUUUAUGGGUUUGUGUUAUAAGGGGGAAGUAUCUCAAGCAAACCGAAGAUGGGUGGUAACCGAGAAGGGAAGGUAGACUAUCUAAUUUAUGGCGGGGAGUUCUACGGGUCCUCCACCGACUAUCGGAAGGGGGACUAUGGAGCAUUAAGAGUUGCAUACAAACACGAUUUUGGACUGAUCACUGGCAUCAAGAUGGACCACCGUUGGUGGAAUUCACACAAUAUUUACCGGUCAAGGAGAGGAAUAUGAAGGUUGCGGAAAUGGUGUUGAACGGAGGUUGUAAUAUGGACUUCAUUAGGGAUUAUUUGCCUGAAGAUAUGGCUGCCCAACUCCUUCUUCACCCUACCCCUCAUGAAGCCGAACCUGAUAUCCCGAUGUGAAGAUUCUCAUCGCCAGGUAAAUUCUCUAUGAAAACGGCAUGGGUAUUGCUUAGGAGUGAGGGUGAUGACGGGACACACAAACCGGUUUGGAAGGUAGUUUGGAACACCUCAAGACCGCAGUGCACGCGACCAUUCAUUUGGCUUGUCCUUCAUAACAAGCUACUAACCAAUCACGAACGUUGUCGACGUCAUCUGGAACAGGGAGAUGAUUGCCUCAUCUGCGGUGGUAGACCUGCGACGAUGAUGCAUAUGCUAAGAGAUUGCCCAUAUGCUAGGAUGGUUUGGUCAGAGUUUCUAAGUGGGGAACCAGAUGAAGUGUUUUCGGAAGAGGAUGUGAACAAAUGGAUGCUUCCUUAUCUUUCAGGCCGAAGUUCCAAUAUUGACGCAACUUUAUUCGCUGCUCUUGGAUGGCAGCUAUGAAAGAAGAAAAAGCACUGGGUUUUUGAGAAAAAGCUAGCUUCGGCCACCUAGUUUAAUUCUCUAGUACAUUUUUGUCAAACCCAGGUGUCGAAUUCUAUCAACAACACAAGGAGGAUGACCAGAUAAAGUAGUGACUCACCACGGACUACACCGCGAAUUAAAUCAUGAAUAGAGCCCAAGUAUAAACUCUAGCCGGGUGCAAUAUAGGGCAAGUAUGUUUUAAUUGUCAAACCCGGGUCGGUCCAUAUAACCCUACUUUGAUCGCUUAAGUUGUUAUCUAGCAAACGGAUUUGGGUUUAAAACUAAGAAAAAUACAAAAUAAACAAACAAGUAAGGUAAAUCAAGGUUGUCCCAAUGAGAGAAGAAUUCACCUGGGUUGCUACCCCUAUCUACAUAUCAAGAUCGACCAAACCGAAUGCAAAUGUGUGAAGGAUAGUUCAUACACCGUAGCUCUCUCAAUCAAUGGAUUAAGGAUUGCUACAAUAAACUAGGAACUCUAGCUCUCUCAACCUUUCGGGUAAGGAUUGCAACAAUAAGCUAGGAGUCCUAGCUCUCUUAACCGAUCAAUUAAGGAUUGCAAGAACCAAUCCCUUGGAACUUAAUCCGGACGUCAAAAUAACACCCAAGUUAAAGU